Molecule: messenger RNA, 502 nt
Organism: Corticium candelabrum
Lineage: Eukaryota; Metazoa; Porifera; Homoscleromorpha; Homosclerophorida; Plakinidae
Product: NADH dehydrogenase [ubiquinone] 1 alpha subcomplex subunit 5-like
Exons: 5
Coding region: 5-376 (123 amino acids)
Biological process (GO): respiratory electron transport chain
Source: RefSeq, a predicted model, not a curated record
UAGAAUGUGUGACGUUGGUCGAGUCUGGUCACUGAUGGCACUAAAGAAGUCGACUGGUAUUGUUGGAUUGGCGGUUAUUCAUAAUUCUCGAGAGCUUCUUAUCGGUCUUUAUCAAAAAACACUGGCAGCACUCACUCGACUUCCAUCAGACGUAGCUUAUCGUCGACACACGGAAGAAACGAUAAAGCAAAGACUAAAGAUUGCUGAACAAGAAGAGUCAGUAGAGAGAAUAGAAGCAAAGAUAAAUGCUGGACAGAUAGAACAAAUCAUCGAGCAGGCAGAAGUGGAGCUGAGUUUAGUGUCAAAAAUGAAAGAGUGGGCGCCAUGGGAACCACUAGUAGGAAAAGCUCCUCCAACCCAAUGGGAGUGGCCGUAGAAUAAUAUGUGUACAUGAUGAUGUCACUGUAUAGUCUGUAUGUUACAUUGAUGCUCGUGUUUUACGUUAGAGCUCGUAUUAUAUUCAAUGUAAAUGAGCACACCAACAAGUUUGUUGUGGAGAGUU